AUGACAUAUAAUCAAUUCAAUAAUAUGAAUCAAAAUAAUAAGGAUCGAUUAUAUAAUGGUGAUAGUCUUCAACAAACACUGAGAGAUAUUGCUAAUAAUGAUCAUCAGAGACAAACACGCACAAUAAAACGACAAUUAACAAAGUUAUAUAAUACUGAAGUUUCAAAACAUGCAAUUGACUUCGCAUCAAAAUAUCACUAUAUUCCAUUUAUAAUUGAAUGUGAACCAAAGCUAACUGACAAGAAAAUAGUAUUGAAAAUCGUAAAUGAAUGGUUUGUUUAUAUCAAAGAUGAUUUUAGACGUCAAAAUCCAACAUAUGCAUCGCCAUUGUUAGCGGAUCUGUGGUGGAUCGAUGGAAAGGGAAAUUUAAGAAUGAUAAUAAAAUCAAAUGAAAUUUAUGUCUAUCUAACUAAAAAAGAACGAUAUCCAGAGGAAGUACUGAAGAUAAAAAUAAAUCCCCAUCCUCCUCAACAUCUUCCCAUUCAGUUAACGGCAAUCAUCAAAUGGCUAAAUCAUAUUAUUACGUUAAACGAUUCAGAAGAAGAACUAAAGUUAGAAUUUAAAUCCAUUUACAAAAUUGAAGUAAUGAUUGGAACAGAAAAUGACAAGAACAGACAUGUAUGUAUCGAGUUAGAAAAUAAAACUGAAUUUGAUUCACUUCUAAAUAGUGGAAUGAUCACUAUAUACGGCCAGGUUUAUCACGUCACGGAAUAUUUACCUUCGUCUCGACUCACUAUGUGUUCUCAGUGUAAUUUGCCUGGUCAUACAAAAAAGACCUGCGAAUGUCCAUCGCCUGUGUGUCAUCGUUGUGGGGGAGACAGAACUAAUAGAGAAGAACAUUUAAAUUGUCCAAUCGCAUGUCAUAAUUGUGGAGAGAAUCACGUAUCUACUGAUUAUAAAUGUCCAGUACUACAAGAAUUUCGUGCAAAACUGAUCGAUGAGCUAAGAAAAAAUCCUAAUAGGCACCCUCCAGAUGUUCAGCUAUUCAUUCCCAGCAAAUACAGACAAUUAAAUGAUCGAGCAAAGAAAAUCGUCGCUCCGCUUCUUCGUUCAUCUCCACCUUUUCAAUCUCAACAGAAUUCAAAAUUCUAUUAUAAUAAAAAUGAUACGAACGGAUGGCCAAAAUUGAAUGAACCGAUGAAUACUACUUUAUCACCAUCAACAACUAGCACAAAUAUUAAUGAAUGA
Molecule: messenger RNA, 1188 nt
Organism: Didymodactylos carnosus
Lineage: Eukaryota; Metazoa; Rotifera; Eurotatoria; Philodinida; Philodinidae
Source: the annotation of a GenBank genome assembly